GGCGGUUUCCUUGGUUCCUUUACUCCGGUUGAAUUCGCACCGUAUCAAUUAGAUGCACGUCUGGACAACAGAGCAGAGAUCUGGGUACCACUCGGACGGAAGAUGCAACGUUCGUUUGAUUCUUCGUAUAUAAAAGGAUAUUUUUGAAAGAAUUUCUUUGUGAACUCAAAUGUACGUACCGUUUUAUUACAGCCGGUGGCCUGGACCCGCUUAUCUUCCCAGCGUUUAGCAGCUACGGCCGCGUCGGGAUGAACCUCUAGAGAAUUUCUAUCGGUGAGAUAAACUGGAAGGUUUUGUGAGCCAUUUUACGAUUUGAACGCCAUCGCUCGUCUUGGACCCGAAUGAAACCCUGCGCAUUGCAGUGCGGUUUGUUUUUGUUUCGUCUAUUUUGGAUACGGACAUCCCAUCGUCUCCCACGCUCCGGCUAAUCGAUCAUCGAUUACACGGACUUGGGGCAGAUGUCACGCUUUCUUGUGUCCUCAUCACUGUUUCGGACAUCGCUGGCUCUCCCGUGUCCUAAAUGAAAAACAAAUCCUACCCACUAAAAUUCACACCACCAUGGGAGAAGAAUGCUGGUUUUGGAAGGAAACACAAGCCUUGCACGAGGAACCACACCAAAAUAAUAGCCAACCCCGGCAUUGUCAUGAAAGUGCUACGCCGGAAAAAGAUAAUCAUAUUUCUCGCCUAUUUUCUGCUGCUGGCUUUGACUAUGUUGAACCUGGCUAACUACAAAUGGACCAAAGAGCCUCAGCAAUGCAACCAGCCAAUGCAGGGACUGAGCUUCCAAAGCAGAUCAGACGUCCGUUUCAUCUACAAAGCCCCACAGGUGAAGAAAAGGCAGCUUGUGUACGUCUUGACCACUUGGAGAUCUGGGUCUUCUUUCUUUGGGGAGCUCUUCAACCAAAACCCUGAUGUGUUCUUCUUGUAUGAACCAAUGUGGCAUAUUUGGCAAAAGCUGUACCCAGGGGAUGCCGUGUCUCUCCAAGGAGCUGCCAGGGACAUGCUGAGCUCGCUUUACAGAUGCGAUUUCUCUGUUUUUCAGUUGUACAACACCCCAGGGGGACGGAACAUAACAUCUCUUGGACUGUUCGGUGCCACUCUCAAUAAAGUAAUCUGUUCAUACCCUCUCUGUGCGUCCUAUAGAAAAGAGGUAGUGGGGAUGGUGGAUGAUAAAGUUUGUAAAAAGUGUCCCCCGCAGAACCUCCAACUUCUAGAGGAGGAAUGUUUAAAAUACAACACUAUAGUUAUCAAGGGAGUGCGUAUUUUGGAUAUUCAUGUUCUGGGACCUUUGAUGGAGGACCCCUCUUUGAAUCUAAAAGUAAUCCAUUUGGUUCGAGAUCCCAGGGCAGUGGCAAACUCCAGGAUUAAAUCUAGACACGGACUGAUCCGAGAGAAUUUGCAAGUGGUACGCAGCAGAGACCCAAAGCUUCGUCGUGUGCCAUUCGUGGAUGCGAACCAUAAAAUGAACAAAAAAGAUGGUUCGGACUAUCACUCCAUAGGAGCCAUGGAGGUCAUCUGCGAGCGGAUGACCAAAACUCUACAGACUGCCCUCCAUCCACCCAGGUGGUUUAAGGGAAAAUACAUGACUGUACGUUAUGAGGACUUGGUGGAGAACCCUGUUAAAACUGUUCAGAAUGUUUAUCGCUUUGUUAACCUUUCAGCCAACCACAACAUUGAGAUCUUCGCUAUGAAUAUGACCACAGGAACGAGCGCCUCCACAAAACCGUUUAUUGUGUCCUCCAGAAACGCCACGCAAGCGGCUAACGCCUGGAGAACUGUGCUUAGCUACCAGCAAAUCAGACAGGUGGAGGAGUACUGUCAGCAUGCAAUGUCUCUACUCGGAUACCUGCGUGUGCGGACGGCCGCAGACGCGAAAGAUUUGAGCAGAUCAUUAUUGACACUUCCUAAAAUAUAGACGUCGCCAAAGACAUUUUAUUGAAGUCACUGUAUUUGCAUUUGUGCUGAAAGCAGCCUUUUUAUUCAAUCAAAACAACUGUUAUUUAUGUUCAGUGCUUAAUUGCCCUGUGGAAUGUAUCUGUUUGCAAUGUACUCUACACAGCCAUUUAUGUUGGGACCAGAAUAUUGUCUGUACAUCGCCAGAUGUUUGACCAAAUAAGAGCAAAAACAGUACCAUGUGUAUGAUGUGUCAUUAAUCAUUAAAGCUAUGCCAAGAUGUUUAUUUAAUUAAAACAUUUGGACUUUG
This is a messenger RNA of Triplophysa dalaica, 2203 nucleotides long. RefSeq names its product carbohydrate (N-acetylglucosamine-6-O) sulfotransferase 2a (gene chst2a). Gene Ontology annotation, biological process: N-acetylglucosamine metabolic process; carbohydrate metabolic process; sulfur compound metabolic process. Bases 521 to 1915 code for a protein of 464 amino acids. Gene Ontology annotation, cellular component: Golgi membrane. Gene Ontology annotation, molecular function: N-acetylglucosamine 6-O-sulfotransferase activity. NCBI's taxonomy places the organism in Eukaryota, Metazoa, Chordata, Actinopteri, Cypriniformes, Nemacheilidae. The record is from RefSeq and is a predicted model, not a curated record. The transcript has a single exon.